This is a messenger RNA of Penicillium antarcticum, 1125 nucleotides long. Its product is annotated as putative formamidopyrimidine-DNA glycosylase. Gene Ontology annotation, biological process: base-excision repair. NCBI's taxonomy places the organism in Eukaryota, Fungi, Ascomycota, Eurotiomycetes, Eurotiales, Aspergillaceae. The record is from RefSeq and is a predicted model, not a curated record. Gene Ontology annotation, cellular component: nucleus. The transcript has 2 exons. The coding region runs from base 1 to 1125 and encodes 374 amino acids. Gene Ontology annotation, molecular function: DNA-(apurinic or apyrimidinic site) endonuclease activity; zinc ion binding; DNA N-glycosylase activity.
AUGCCUGAGCUCGCGGAAAUCCACCGCAUCGUGCAUUUCAUUCGCCAACACUUGGUUGGGAAGACGCUGUCCAAAGUCCAAGCCCAAGAUGACACGAUUGUAUUCGGAAAAGUCGGCACAAGUGCCUCUGAAUUCCAACAAGCAAUGCAAGGGAAGAAAAUUGUGGGAGCCGGCCAGCAAGGGAAAUAUUUCUGGAUUACAAUGUCUUCACCACCACACGCCGUGAUGCACUUCGGAAUGGCUGGGUGGUUAAAGAUCAAAGAUGCCGACACAUACUACUACAGAAGUGACAAGCCCGCUGAUAAGGAAUGGCCUCCUAAGUACUGGAAGUUCUUGAUGGAGACCAGUGAUGAGCUCAAAACCGAGGCUGCAUUCGUUGAUGCCCGUAGACUUGGUCGCAUCAGGCUUGUUGAUUGUCCGGCUGAUGAGAUUCGGAACUACACCCCACUGAAGGAGAAUGGCCCUGAUCCAGUUACCGAUAAAGAUAUUGUCAAUGAGGCUUGGUUGAUGGAGAAGCUGAGGAAGAAGAAAGUGCCUAUCAAAGCUCUUUUGCUGGAUCAGGCUAAUAUUAGCGGAAUUGGGAAUUGGAUGGGUGAUGAAAUUCUGUAUCAUGCCAAGAUACACCCAGAGCAAUACAGCAAUACUUUGAACGACGAUCAAAUCAAAGCGCUACACUCUUCUAUCCACUAUGUUUGCUCUACCUCAAUUGGUGUAUUGGCAGAUUCAGAGAAGUUCCCUGAUCACUGGCUUUUCAAACAUCGGUGGGGCAAGGGAAAGAAGAACGCGCCAGCAGUCCUUCCAAACGGCGAUAAAAUCACUUUCCUUACAGUCGGAGGUCGGACCAGUGCCGUUGUUCCAGCUGUACAGAAUAAGACCGGUGCCGUCGCCAAGGAAAUCGACGAGGAUGCUACAAAUGGAACGCCAGCUACAUCUGGACGUAAACGUGCUGCUCCGAAAAAGGAAGAGGGUUCAGAAGCAGAAGAUGCUCCGAAGGGUAAGAAACGAGGGUCACUCAAGCAAAAGAGACCAGCCGUGAAGAAAGAGGAGGUUGAAGAGGAGGAGGAGGAGGAGGAGGAGACGAAACCAGCUACAGUGGGUAGAAGACGAUCUACCCGUAUGAAGUAA